This is a messenger RNA of Fusarium odoratissimum NRRL 54006, 1890 nucleotides long. RefSeq lists its product as uncharacterized. Gene Ontology annotation, cellular component: elongin complex; nucleus. The record is from RefSeq and is a predicted model, not a curated record. Gene Ontology annotation, biological process: transcription elongation by RNA polymerase II. Bases 421 to 1569 code for a protein of 382 amino acids. Lineage: Eukaryota; Fungi; Ascomycota; Sordariomycetes; Hypocreales; Nectriaceae. The transcript has a single exon.
UAUCCCCCAGCUGCCGACGGAUUCCUCACCUAUCACAUCCCUGACAACUACGUCGUGGCUCAGACCCUACUUACCUUAUACUACAAAGGGUUCCCUUGACAUUCGAGUACCCUUUCAAGAUCUCAACUCUCUCGGAACAUCACACAUUUACGAUGCUGUCGCUUUCUUUAUAGCAAUGCUUGGCUGCCUUUCCAAGGGGCUCAACACUUAAUCACUCUUCUUUCUUCCACUGUGCCGCCCACCUUACCUUAUAUAACCCUGCCUUAAUCCGUCUUACUCCUCAACUGUACCACUGCUAUUCAGGCGUCGCUACAAUUAUCACGGAACACUCCGCAUAUCUCCCCAUAUAAACACCAUAACGAUCGCAUAAACUUACGAAACGCAUGAACGAACUUUCGACACGUUACCCCGAGCUUCAAGAUGCCACCCAAGUCUCUGUUGGAACUUGCCACUGCGGCAUGCAUCAAAAACAUCCGCGAACUCGACAGUGUUGGCGACUAUCUUCCUUAUAAAGCCGUCCGCCUCCUUCUCCUCAAGAUCGAUAACGCGAAACAACUACGAACUAUCGAACUGAACUCGCCUCAAAUCCAGGGCGAGACAGGUGAGGUAUGGCUGAAGCUUAUCAAGCAUGAGUUUCCUAUGGAAGUCAAGCAAAAGGCAUAUAAACCACCAAACCCAACUAAAUGGUAUCGCGUCUAUGAGAAAUACAAAUCAGAUCACCAGAAGGCCCUCUUGGAAAGUGAGGCGAAGCUUAAGAAUGCUCUCAUGGGACUCAAGGAGGACAAGGAGAAGAACACCAGCAAGAUUGUCGAUGACAGAAGACUUCUGCCCCGAGGAGGCAGAGUCGGUCCAAAGAAGGCUUGGGGAUUUGGUGCGCGAGACCCCAAUGGCAGCACGCUCGCUUUCAACAGGGGAAGCCGUACCAAGACUCACAAUGGUGCAAGCGUCAUGCGCAAAGUACGACGAGAGACGAAGGAGAUUGCCAGUAUCCACGGCGCAUUGUCAAGGCCAACACAAGCAUCAAAUGCUAUCACAAAACUCCGCAAGGCGCCUGCAGCUAUGGUGAACGACUAUCAGAGAGCCGCCAAGCCAGCAAUCCGACCUCCGCCCCCUCCUCCACCGAAGCCAACAGUCUCUGAUGUAGUUGAAACCCAUGAGGCACGGGCGCAAUACAUCUCGGACUCUGAUUCUGACGAUGGGGAUGAUCUGUUUGACGAUGAACAGCCGGUACCCCGUCGAAAGGCUUCGUCUCAGGUAUCUUUGUCUCCUCUGAAGAAGCCUGCUGCUGGCCACAGCGACUCUACAAGCAAGGUCAAACGCACUGGUCUUCUAUCCAACAGCUAUAAAGGUCCUAAGCCUCAAACUACAACAUCUUCACGGCCCAGAGUGACCCCUUCAGCUGGAAAGUCGCUAUCUCCUACCCCUCAACAGAAACAAACAUCUCUUUCUCCCGAGCCAGCCGAACAGUCUUCACCUACACGUCUCACAAAUACGCGACCUAAUCUGGGCAUCGGACCACGCAAGCGCAAGGCUACGGAUGUCUUCAUGAAGCCUAAGAAAAGAGCUUGAGAUCUAAACAAACAAUUCUUUUAUAUAUAUAUAUGUUUGACACGGUUUGUCGGGAGGGUUAUUUGAGGGGCAAUUUCCAACCCCAUUGCAUUACAGGAGUACAGUGUAUGACGAGCCAUAGCAAGGGAACCAAACGGCGAUAAGCGAGUGGCAACAAUGAUAACGGACUAAUAGUCCAUAAAUCGUGUAAUUAGAUUAAGAAUGGAAUGGAAUAACGAGGUUGGCGCAUAUACCAAUUUGUGAUGUGUAUGAUAGCAAUAAGACGGCAAGCGAAAUAUGAGCAUAGCCAGGCUUAUUAAAACGGGAUGCUUCAAUGAGAAU